AGAUGCAUACCAAAGUCACCAGACUCACCACAUUUAUCACAAGGAGGAAAGAGAAAGAGAGGAAAGGAUUCAAGGAAUACAUAAUCAUGGCCAGAACUGCUGAAGACUAUCUAAAGGAUAAGGAAUGGGUCGAACGAAUUGAUGGUAACUUUGAUCGUUGGGAUCGUAACAAGAAUGGAUUUGUUACCAGAGAAGAGGUUGUCGAAACCUUGAUGGGGGCGGUUGAAAGAGCCGCAUCUGAUCACCCUGACGCUGCCCCAGCCCUGGCAGAAGCACGCAAACGUACAGAAGAAUGGAUGGACGCGUUGGGAAUGGCUAAGGGCCUCAAAGUUGGUAAAGACAAGCACAGAGAGAUGUCGGCAGCAUUUGCUGUGAUUGAGGGAGCAAAACACGCCAAAGGUGAAUUGACUUACACAGAGAAGUCUACCAGUGCUUGCUUUGAUGUUCUGGAUGUCAAUCGUAAUGGAUACUUGUCCUUUGAGGAGUAUAAGGUCUUGUUGAAGAAAGGCCACAACAUUGAUGAAGAUGUUGCUCGUACUCAUUUUGAUGCAGUCGAUAAGAACAAAACAGGAAGACUCAACAAACACGAGUAUCUUGCUACGGCUACAAAGUUUUGGGUCUGAAAAUUGACAGGUUUGCCUGACAGACUAAACUUUCUUGAUAAUGUACAUGUCAGAGAUUGUACAUGUCAGAGUUUCAUUAAUUUUUGUUACUUGUACACACAUUAGCCAAUUUCUUUUAUUAAAAAUAAAAGAGUAAAGUGAAAA
Molecule: messenger RNA, 767 nt
Organism: Amphimedon queenslandica
Lineage: Eukaryota; Metazoa; Porifera; Demospongiae; Haplosclerida; Niphatidae
Exons: 1
Coding region: 3-623 (206 amino acids)
Molecular function (GO): calcium ion binding
Source: RefSeq, a predicted model, not a curated record